This is a messenger RNA of Diaporthe amygdali, 945 nucleotides long. RefSeq names its product tricarboxylate transporter mitochondrial carrier protein. Gene Ontology annotation, biological process: mitochondrial citrate transmembrane transport. Lineage: Eukaryota; Fungi; Ascomycota; Sordariomycetes; Diaporthales; Diaporthaceae. Bases 1 to 945 code for a protein of 314 amino acids. The transcript has 5 exons. The record is from RefSeq and is a predicted model, not a curated record.
AUGGCUUCGGUAGCUGCGGCCACGGCGCCGGUGGCCAAGGCGGACGCUGGUGCCGCCGCUGCCACUGGGGAGAAGAAGCUGCCGCCGCCCAGCCCGCUGCGGUCGAUCCUGGCGGGGAGCUUGGCUGGUGGCAUCGAGAUUUCAAUCACAUAUCCUGCAGAGUUCGCCAAGACAAGAACACAGCUCAACCGCCGGCUGGCCGAGGGUCAGAAGCUGCCCUGGCCACCAUUCGGGCCGCAGUGGUACGCCGGUUGCACGACGCUGAUUAUCGGCAACUCGGCGAAGGCUGGUAUCCGAUUCGUCGCCUUCGACCAGUACAAGCGGCUGCUCGCCGACGCGGAGGGCAAGGUCUCGGGCCCGCGGGCGGCCUUGGCUGGUUUCGCGGCCGGAGUGACCGAGAGUCUGCUGGCUGUCACGCCGACGGAGAGCAUCAAGACGCAGCUCAUCGACGACCGCAAGCGCGCCAACCCCCGCAUGCGCGGCUUCCUGCACGCGGUGCCCAUCAUCGCGCGCGAGCGCGGCAUAGCGGGCUUCUUCGCGGGGUUCGUGCCGACGACGGCGCGGCAGGCGGCCAACAGCGCGGUGCGGUUCGGCAGCUACAACUUCCUGAAGCAGGCGGCGCAGUCGUACACGGCGCCGGGGGAGAAGCUGUCGACGCCCGCGACGUUCGGCAUCGGCGCCGUGGCGGGCCUGGUCACGGUGCUGGUGACGCAGCCGCUGGACACGGUCAAGACGCGCAUGCAGAGCCUCGAGGCGCGGCGCGACUACGGGAACAGCCUGCGGUGCGCGGGCAUGAUCUUCCGCCAGGAGGGGGUCCUGACCUUCUGGAGCGGGGUGUUGCCGCGGCUGGCGAGGUUGGUCAUGAGCGGGGCGAUUGUGUUUACCAUGUAUGAGAAGAGCAUGGAGUUGUUUGAUCAAGUCGAUCCGGAGAGGAAGUAUAUUUGA